Messenger RNA from Alligator sinensis (Chinese alligator), 913 nucleotides. RefSeq names its product tubulin polyglutamylase complex subunit 1 (gene TPGS1). Lineage: Eukaryota; Metazoa; Chordata; Crocodylia; Alligatoridae. Gene Ontology annotation, molecular function: microtubule binding. Gene Ontology annotation, biological process: protein polyglutamylation. The annotation marks the transcript as partial. The transcript has 3 exons. The record is from RefSeq and is a predicted model, not a curated record.
CUCGCCCACCACUCCCACAGGACGGCUUUCAACAACAACAUCAGCAUGGCUUAUGAGUGCCUGGGCGCCAGCGGCAGGAGGAAGAAGCCCGGGGUCAACGGGAGGAUCUACAGCGAGCUGCUCAGGAGGAUCUGCCAAGACAGCGAGGCCCCUCAAGAGGUCACUUCUCCUCUGCUGCAGAGGAUCCAGUGCCGGGACCACGAGGCGGUGCCGUUCGACGUCUUCCGCUACGGGGUGCUCACCUGCUUCGUGCUGCUUGAGUUCGUGGCCAAGGCGGACACGCUGUACGAUGUGCUGGACGAUGGCUCUGGCGUCGCAGACAAGAGGGUCUGCCAGGCCGUGCUGGGCACCCUGGAAGAGGCCCUUGGAGCCAGCGACUUCUCUGUGCCCAUCCGGUACUUGGAGGCUGGCUCCAAGCUGGGCCCGGACUGUUUGGCCGUGGCCAUGGACCGUGCGUUGCUGGAGAGGAAGCUCAGCACCUCCAUGAAGAGGGAGGAGUUUCUCAAGAAAGCCGCGGUCCUGUUCAUCGCAAAAGUGAAACCUGUUGAUUGAUCUCCCUGGGAAGAAGCCCCGCUACCCCCUGCCCUUCCCUUCCCGCACUCUCAAUGCUGUUUUAGGGAAAUAAUUUAUUCUUAGUUGAGCUGCAAAUCCUAGGACUGGAGAUCUCCCAUCGAGGCCGCAGAGAGAGCCAAAGGGACUGAGCAGGUUCUGCUCUUUGCCUGGAGAGCCCUAGAUCCACUGGACUUUCAUUUCCCUCUUGCCUCCUCAUUAUCCCAAGCACCAGAAAUGCCACAUAUGCCCCGAGCCUCCUGUUUUUUACAGUGUUUGAUUUCAGCUCGCCUCCGGUUUCCUGUCGACUACCCCUACUCCCCGCCUGCCUUCCGCUUCCUCACCAAGAUGUGGCACCCAAACA